UGCUGAUAUAGACCGACUGAGAGAAGUUCAUCGUUUUUGGUCGUCAUUAAGUCUUUCUUUUAUAUUUGUCAACAAGUUGUCAACGCGUAGCAAUAAAAUCCGUCAUAUAUAAUGCAUUUAAGGAUACCCGAUUGUCGCGUAAUGAUCUUUGAACCGGCACGAUUUUGUUAGUCACGAGAUGCUUCUGGCUGAUUUAAGAGGAUCUAAGAACUUCAAAAGUUUCAACCAAUACACGAAAGAGUCAUGGCAUCACCACAGAUAAAGGAGCGGCCAUCGGGUGUCGUGUUAAACACAAUCUCAAAAGGAGCAUCUCCAGAAUCAAAAUGCCCAAUCUGCCUGGAUCACUUUAAAAACAUAUCAUAUCUUGAUGUAUGCCUUCACAAGUUCUGCUUUUGCUGCAUCCAUGAAUGGUCCAAGAACAAAGCUGAAUGCCCUUUAUGCAAACAGCCAUUUAAUUCAUUCUAUCACACCAUUAAGUCUGAAGAUGACUACAAGAGGUUUGACCUGCGACCAACUGAAAAUGGCUCAUUUGGAAACAUGGCAGGGCAAAGAUUCAGGUAUCGCACCACGCUUACAGGCAACCGCAGACUAGCACAGAGGCGAACGUCUCCUCCUCCAGACCAUGGGAUCAUAUUUGAGGGUCUGAGAGGAUCCCUUCCUCAACGGCACAACAGGGAUCUACAUAGCAUGAUCAGGAGGCUGACAGUAAGGCAGAGAAGAGAGAGCGAGGGUAGGUCUGUGCGAAGUCUUCAAGAUCAAGAAGUGGUUAAAUUCAGACGAGCCUUGUACAGAAGAGGUGUGCGGGUCCAAAGCGUGCAGGAUGGUGGGCGUACGAGGGAGACCUCAGCAGAGUUCUUCAAAAGAAAUCCUGCUUGCCUCCACAGGCUUGUACCAUGGCUGAGACGAGAGCUGACUGUUCUGUACGGUGCUCAUGGUUCCCUUGUCAACAUUGUGCAGCACAUCAUUAUGACUCUGAUCACUCGACAAAACUUGGACGACCAGGCUGUUCAACAUGAGCUUCGGCCCUUCUUGCUGUCCCACACAGAGCACUUCUUACAUGAGUUUCUCAGCUUUGCUCGAUCCCCGUUCAAUAUGGAGGCCUAUGACCAACGUGCUAUUUAUGACUUGCCAAGACCUUCAGGAGAAAGUAGCAGUUCGGAAAACUCUGUGAUCGCCAUCUCCGAGGAUGAGAGCGAAUCUUUAGUGUCAGGAGCCCAGGAUUUUGCCACUCCUAGGGUGACCUUAAGCCAAACAGCGUGGGAUGAUGAGACCCCAGGACCAUCCUACUCUUCAGAGCCUUCUCAGGUGUUACCUGUCCACGUGAGGGACUCAGAUUCUGAUAGUAGUGUAGGGGAAGCAGUAAUGCCUGUUGCUGCUGUACCACAUCAAGACCGUUCAGCAAAUCCUGAUACUAUUCCACCGGAAGAGGAUCAUUCCUCUAGCAAUGAGGAGGACUGUGUUAUUAUUGGCUAUGUUAAGCCCGUGGCAGAGAGGACGCCAGAACUGGUCCAGCUUUCUUCUGAUUCCGAAAAUUCUGAGACUGAGCAGAAUGCAGGUCCACAAGACUCUCAAGCUCCCCAACACAUUCGUUUUAUUUCAGAUUCAGAUGCAUCACCCAUGUCUCAGAGACCCUUAGGGGGGGCAACAAGUCCCUCAGGCUCAUUUGAAGACACUUCCACACAAGUCAGAAAAAACAGUAAAUAUGACAAUACUUUUUCAGUAUCUAGAGAAGAAUCCUCACGCAGCAAAAGGAUGCACUCUUACUAUCAUAGAAAGAAGCAACCGUUGUGUAAAGAGAGCAAGAAUAAGCAGAGAGGAGAAAAAGAGACAAGUCGACACUCUUCAUCUUAUUGGCAUUCUUAUAGCUAUUACAGUCAUGACAACAGCAGAAAAUCUUAUACAGAAACAAGCUCAUCCUACACAAGCUACUACAGAAGUGUAAAUGAUCAGUUUGGUUCUCGAUCACAUAGUAGAAGAAGUAGGGACCUUCUGGACAGAAGUCGCUCAAGGAGCAAUUCAAGAAUAAGCCAUUCCAAUCGGUGGAAUAGAAGUCGCUCAAGGAGUAAUUCAAGAAUAUGCCAGUCCAAUCAGCGGAAUAGAAGUCGCUCAAGGAGCAAUUGUAGAAAAAGCCAAUCCAAUUGGCGCACCCAAAGUUGCUCAAGGAGUAAUUCUAGAAAAGGCUAUUCGAAUCGGCACACCCAAAGUCGCUCAAGGAGUAAUUCUAGAAAUGGCUAUUCAAAUCGGCGGAACAGAAGUCACUCAAGGAGUAAUUCUAGAAUACGCCAGUCCAAUCGGCGGAACAGAAGUCAUUCUAGGAGUAGUUCUAGAAUAAGCCAGUCCAAUCGGCUGAACAGAAGUCACUCAAGGAGUAAUUCUAAAAUCAAGUCUAGCUCUUACAAAAGUCGAGAUGAAAAAUAUCAAAGAAGGAUUUCUAGAUACCUCUACUCCAAUAAGGAUGCCAGAAGACGCUCAAGAAGCAGUUCUAGAAUAAGCUCCUCUAGCCGCCACGACCGAAGACACUCAAGGAGCAGUUCUAGAAUGAACUCCAGCUCUUUACGUCAGACAUCAUGGCACUAUGAAUAUGGUAAAAAGAGGAUGUACAAAACAAAGCAUCAUGAGGAACCCUCAAGGCAGAGUUUUAGUAAAUCGGUUAGCAAUUCUGAUGAAGAAGGUGGAAAAAAGAAAAAAAAGAAGCAUCUCAAAAAGAAGAAAACUAGAAGUCCAAGCAUAGAUGACAGACCUGAGGGCCACAGUCGGAGACAUCACAAGAGGAAGAAGAAAAACAAGAGGAAGAGCAAGAGACAUAAAAGUGAGGAGAGGAUGGGAAAGCACAGCCCUGUUCUCAUUACAAUCACUACUGACAGUGACAGUGAGAGUGCUGACCCUAGUGAACCCUCAACCAGCAGUGUCUGUGCCAUAAGAUCCACUGCCUUAAUAGCAAAUAUGGCUACAGAAACUUUUCUAGACAAUGAUCAUCAGUCAACAGCUGGAACUGAAAAUAGUUCUGUGGGUGAUGCAGGAAAUCACCCCUAGUCUGUUAAAUCCAUUGCCAUAAUGAUUUUGUACACAAUGUUUUUGUGAACUUUUCAACUUGCAGUCAAUUCAGAUACUUUUCUUUUUUGUGUGAUGGCCAAAUGCAUUUUAUUUUUAAUAAACAAAGAAGGGUUGGACUUUAAA
Danio aesculapii is the source of this 3177-nucleotide messenger RNA. It is a transcript of the gene toporsa, whose product is annotated as topoisomerase I binding, arginine/serine-rich a. Gene Ontology annotation, molecular function: ubiquitin protein ligase activity. Gene Ontology annotation, biological process: protein monoubiquitination; protein polyubiquitination. Bases 244 to 3033 code for a protein of 929 amino acids. The record is from RefSeq and is a predicted model, not a curated record. The transcript is spliced from 3 exons. NCBI's taxonomy places the organism in Eukaryota, Metazoa, Chordata, Actinopteri, Cypriniformes, Danionidae.